GCACGCAUUAUUCGCGAAGAGAUUCUUGUCAAGGAUUGGGAUGUUAUCGUGACCAGUUAUGAAAUGUGCAUCAAGGAGAAGGGGGUUUUGCGAAAAUUUAAUUUUUUAUACCUUAUAAUUGAUGAGGCGCAUCGCAUUAAGAAUGAAAAAUCUAAGUUGUCUGAAAUAGUGCGUGAAUUUCGUUCUCAAAACAGACUUCUGCUCACUGGUACUCCGCUUCAAAAUAACCUACAUGAGCUCUGGGCACUUUUAAAUUUUCUCAUGCCGGAAAUGUUCUACAAUGCUGAAAUGUUCGAUGAGCUCUUUAACAAUUCCUCCGUAGAGGAAGAGAAUUUGGUCUCUCGGCUACAUUCCGUAUUACGACCGUUCCUCUUGAGGAGAAUUAAAGCCGAUGUAGAAAAAAAGCUACCGCCUAAAAAAGAAACGAAAAUAUACAUUGGUUUGAGCAAGCUACAACGUGAGCUAUACACAAAACUACUGCUUAAGGAUAUCGAUAUAGUUAAUUCUACUGGCAAUAAAAUUGAAAAAGUCCGUCUACUUAAUAUCCUUAUGCAAUUGCGAAAAUGUUGCAAUCAUCCCUAUUUAUUUGAUGGAGUUGAGCCCGGUCCGCCCUACACGACCACCGAGCAUAUUGUCAAUAAUUGUGGGAAAAUGAUUCUUCUUGAUAAACUUCUUUCGAAGCUACAGCAGCAAGGCUCAAGAGUUUUAAUUUUCAGCCAAAUGACGAGAAUGUUAGACAUUCUUGAAGACUACUGUCUUUGGCGGGAGUUUGAAUACUGUAGACUGGACGGAAGCACACCCCAUGAAAUUAGACAGGUCUCUAUUGAUGAGUUUAAUCGACCAGGCUCAACUAAAUUUCUUUUCAUGUUGUCUACUCGUGCUGGUGGUCUCGGAAUCAACCUUGCAACAGCUGAUGUUGUCAUUAUCUAUGAUUCAGAUUGGAAUCCUCAAGUUGAUUUACAGGCGAUGGAUCGAGCUCAUCGCAUUGGUCAAACUAAGGCUGUCCGUGUUUUUCGUAUGAUAACGGAUCACACAAUCGAAGAAAGAAUUAUAAUGCGAGCUGAAAUGAAACUCAGAUUGGAUAAUCUUGUUAUUCAGCAA
Messenger RNA from Protopolystoma xenopodis, 1101 nucleotides. NCBI's taxonomy places the organism in Eukaryota, Metazoa, Platyhelminthes, Monogenea, Polystomatidea, Polystomatidae. The record is from the annotation of a GenBank genome assembly.